CCGGGACAGAUUAGCAGAUCUUCAUAAAUCUGACCUUCAAAUUGCUCAAGGCUUGGAAACAUGAUUGCUGCAGAUUCGACUCAGGACGCAAAUUUAGCUGCCGUGCUCAAACCAGGCGGCUCAUUUUACUACGAAACCCGCAAGGCACCGGAGGUACAGUCCGAAAGGGAUGUCAUUGUGAAAAUUGUCGCAACCGGGCUCUGCGGCUCCGACGUACAUUACUGGCAACAUGGAAGAAUCGGUCGCUAUGUGGUAGAGCAACCAAUCAUCCUGGGCCAUGAGUCAACAGGAAUCGUGGUCUCUUGCGGCAGCAAAGCUGAAGGGAUCGCCGUGGGAGACCGCGUUGCCCUAGAGCCUGGUGUCGCCUGCAAUACGUGCGAGCCGUGUCGCAGGGGACGUUAUAAUCUCUGCCGUGAUAUGCGAUUUGCAGCGACGCCGCCGAUUGACGGGACACUUUGCACAUACUACCGCGUCCCGGUCGAGUGCUGUUUCAAGCUUCCCGCUCACAUUUCACUGCGUCAGGGCGCAUUGGUUGAGCCGUUGAGUGUCGCAGUGCAUGCUUGUCGGCUCGCAGGAGAUAUGCAAACCAAGUCUGUCAUCAUCUUCGGCGCGGGUCCGGUUGGACUCCUCUGCUGUGCUGUUGCCCGUGCCUUUGGUGCAUCUACCGUAGUUGCGGUUGAUAUUGUUUCCAGUCGGCUUACGGUCGCUGGCAAGUACGGAGCCACACAUACAUACCAAAUGAGUGACGCAUUGCCUGAGGUGAAUGCGGCCGACCUUCUCAGAGCGGCGGGACUCGAAGACGGCGCAGAUGUGAUCUUCGACGCAACGGGGGCGGAGCCUUGCCUUGUCUGUGGUCUACACGCGGUCACGCCAGGAGGAACCUUCAUCCAGGUCGGCUUGGGUAGACCGAGUGUCACCGUUCCAAUUGGCCAAAUCUGUGAUAAAGAGGUUACCCUGAAGGGCAGCUUCCGCUACGGCCCUGGAGACUUCCGAACCGCCAUAGGACUGCUUGACGCCCGACGUGUCAAUGUCGACGGCCUUGUCACUCACGAAUACUCUUUCUCGCAGGUCGAGGAGGCAUUUCAGAAUGUGGCAAACAGGAUAGGAAUCAAGAGUGUUAUAUAUGGACCGGAGGUGGACGCAGAAACAGCCAAUGCUGUUGAAGCGUAGAAGCUGGGUUUCGGUGCGGGUGACUUCUUUUUAUGGCGACCAUGGAACUUUGGGAUAGAGAGAUACACCGUGUAACGAUUUUAGAAACUUUAUUCACAG
Molecule: messenger RNA, 1269 nt
Organism: Aspergillus fijiensis CBS 313.89
Lineage: Eukaryota; Fungi; Ascomycota; Eurotiomycetes; Eurotiales; Aspergillaceae
Product: NAD(P)-dependent alcohol dehydrogenase
Exons: 3
Coding region: 61-1170 (369 amino acids)
Biological process (GO): D-sorbitol catabolic process
Molecular function (GO): L-iditol 2-dehydrogenase (NAD+) activity; zinc ion binding
Source: RefSeq, a predicted model, not a curated record